Molecule: messenger RNA, 1191 nt
Organism: Magallana angulata
Lineage: Eukaryota; Metazoa; Mollusca; Bivalvia; Ostreida; Ostreidae
Exons: 3
Coding region: 53-856 (267 amino acids)
Source: RefSeq, a predicted model, not a curated record
AGACUGCAAUGCAAACUGUUCGGAGACGUGAGGGUUUCCUCACUUUUGCAAGAUGGGUCCAACAAUGCAGUCCGGUUGGAUUGUCGGAGGUUUAGCAUUGCUUUUUGCAGUGAUCGGCUCUGUUGAAUCUUCGUGCACCGUUACCCCGGCAAAAGUCGAAACAACCUAUACUGGGCGUGUGCGCCAUUACUGUGUCCACAAUGUGACAAAGGGGAAUUCCACGGUGGAGAUCGAACUGCUCUUAGACUCAAAGUUUGAAACACGUGACUGUCAAAGAUGCACGUGUUCUCGCAUGGGAUUAAGCUGCUGCGGGUAUGGAGUGGCUUCUAAUGAGCGCAUUCACGUGCCAAAAGGCUGCCACCCAGUCGCUGAUGGUUGUCAGAUUGCUCUGAUUUCGGACAUUGAUAAUGUGACGGACUGCUACAGCAUAGGACCGCAUGCUGCCGCUCGCCGGCGCGAUGAGAUGAUGAGAGGAAUGGCCAGGCAAAUCGCCCAUCGAGAGUAUCCACAAGCAAUGCAGUACUGGCACGGUCUUAACCCGCCACCCAUCAGCCCCCUUGCCGUCUUGUUCGGGGGCGCUGGUAGGAGGGGUCCAAACGGUCGGGUGGCGGAACAGCCCGAGGGACUGAUGGAGUCAUUCUUGCUGAUGAGUAUGUUUGGGGGCGGAGCCGGUGGCGGCAUGGGGUUGGGUGUGCAACCUCACUCAGCAGGUGGCGCUGGAGAUCCGAUCGGACACAUGGGAGGCGGUGGGCAAAAUAUGGACGGGAUGAACAUGGAAAUGGGCGGCGGUUUUGGGGGUUCACUUUUCGGGUCGCCCUUGGGGAUGGGUCUUCUAUUUUCAUCUUUCAUGAGUUAAGCUACUAUGCAUUUAACGAUAUGACAUAUUCCAUGCCAAACGUUUCAAUUGAAUAUUACUUUCAAAUUAACGUAAUUUUAAAAAAAAAUAUGGACAGGUUUAGAACUUUGAAAUAGAAUGUACUAUUACACUAUUACAUGAUAUUUAUAUAAUGGUUGCCUUGUGAAUUGUUUUCACUAUUUUUAUCUUUUCAUAUUGAGUUUCUUGAAAUCAUUUUGUAUGAUAAGAUUGCAUAUGAAUAUUGUUCAUUGAUAUUAUUUAUUUUUACUCAUCACUUUUAUCAUCUGUUGAACAUUAAAAGAACAUUUCGACACCACUCUUUUAUUUUUAUUUUG